Messenger RNA from Thamnophis elegans (Western terrestrial garter snake), 3165 nucleotides. RefSeq names its product junctophilin 3 (gene JPH3). Gene Ontology annotation, cellular component: junctional membrane complex; plasma membrane; endoplasmic reticulum membrane. The coding region runs from base 1 to 2274 and encodes 757 amino acids. Gene Ontology annotation, biological process: regulation of synaptic plasticity. The record is from RefSeq and is a predicted model, not a curated record. Lineage: Eukaryota; Metazoa; Chordata; Lepidosauria; Squamata; Natricidae. The transcript is spliced from 5 exons.
AUGUCCAGUGGGGGAAGGUUUAAUUUUGACGAUGGAGGGUCCUACUGUGGAGGUUGGGAGGACGGCAAGGCUCACGGCCACGGCAUCUGCACCGGCCCGAAGGGGCAAGGCGAGUAUGCGGGCUCCUGGAGCCACGGCUUCGAAGUGCUGGGCGUCUACACCUGGCCCAGCGGGAACACCUAUCAGGGCACCUGGGCGCAAGGGAAGCGCCACGGCAUCGGCGUGGAGAGCAAAGGCAAGUGGGUGUACCGAGGCGAAUGGACUCACGGAUUUAAGGGACGCUACGGGGUGCGCGAGUGCACCGGCAACGGGGCCAAGUACGAAGGCACCUGGAGCAACGGACUGCAGGAUGGCUACGGGACAGAGACCUACUCGGAUGGAGGGACAUACCAAGGCCAGUGGGCCGGAGGCAUGCGCCAGGGCUACGGCGUUCGGCAGAGUGUCCCAUACGGCAUGGCUGCGGUUAUCCGGUCGCCAUUAAGAACAUCGAUCAACUCUUUGCGCAGCGAGCACACCAACGGCACGGCAUUGCACCCCGAUGCGUCCCCUGCCGUGGCUGGGAGCCCCGCCGUCUCAAGGGGGGGAUUUGUCUUGAUGGCCCACAGCGACGCGGAGAUCCUGAAGAGCAAGAAGAAGGGCAUAUUCCGGCGUUCCCUGCUGAGCGGCCUCAAGUUGCGCAAAUCCGAGUCCAAGAGCUCGCUAGCCAGUCAGCGGAGCAAGCAGAGUUCCUUCCGCAGCGAGGCGGGCAUGAGCACCGUCAGCUCCACCGCCAGCGAUAUCAAUUCCACCAUCAGCCUGGGCGAAGCCGAGACCGAGAUCUCCGUCAUCGAGGAUGACAUCGACGCCACCACCACGGAGAUUUACGUGGGCGAGUGGAAGAACGACAAGAGGUCCGGCUUUGGCAUCAGCCAGCGCUCCGAUGGCCUCAAGUACGAAGGGGAGUGGGCCACCAACAAGCGCCACGGCUACGGCUGCAUGACCUUCCCCGACGGCACCAAGGAAGAGGGGAAGUACAAGCAGAACAUUCUCGUCAGCGGCAAACGGAAGAACCUCAUCCCCUUGAGGGCCAGCAAGAUCCGCGAGAAGGUGGACCGGGCCGUGGAGGCAGCCGAGCGGGCAGCCACCAUCGCCAAGCAGAAAGCGGAGAUUGCAGCUUCCAGGACCUCCCAUUCGCGAGCGAAGGCCGAUGCCGCCGUGACAGCAGCACAGAAAUCUCAGGAGGAAGUGCGGGUUGCUAGGAUCACUGCCAAAGACUUUUCACCUUCCUUCCAGCACCGAGAAAACGGGCUUGAGUGUCAGAGGCCAAAGCACCAGCAUUCAAGCGAUGAGAUUGAGGUCCUGUCCACUGGGACUCCCCUUCAGCAGGAAAGCCCGGAACUCUACAGAAAAGGAACGACACUUUCGGACCUCACGCCGGACGACAGCCCUCUCCAAAGCUUUCCUGCCAGCCCCUCCUCAUCCCCACCUCUGGGUCCUUCCUGUCGGAACAAGAAUGCCCACUUCACCAGACAGGUCUCUGUGGACGAGGAGCGGGGUGGGGAGAUCCAGAUGCUGUUGGAAGGACGCGGUAGGGAGUUCAUGAGGCCUAACAGCUGGGGCGAAGACAAGGAGGGUGGGCCUCAUGGGAUAAGAGGCGGGGUCUUGCGCAGCGGCCAAUUGGAAGACCCUCGAGGCCGGAGUGGUGGUGGUGGGCCCAAGCAUGGUACCGCCAAUCACAAACCACGGGAGCGGUGGGCAGACCCUCCGACCAUGGUUUCGUGGACUUAUCACCGCCCGCACCACCACGGCUCGGGGAGCAACAAGCUCUCGGAGCUGGAUGAGGAGAAGCUGAGCAAUUACGAGAUGGAGAUGAAGCCCCUCAUGAGGAUGGACUCUUACAUGCAAGAGAUGCAGUCCCAAAAAAGGCAUCACGGCAAAAUGGGCCUGAGCAAGAACCUGGCUGAAGAACAGCACCCUGGGGAAGAGCGGGGCUUUGGCGUCCAGAGGCUGAGGUCAUCCUCCCAGAACAAGGAGAACUUCCGGCCAGCAUCUUCUGGUGAGCCAGCAGUGCAGAAACUAGAGAGCCUGAGGUUCGGGGAUAAAGGUGAACCCCGGCUGUUGAGGUGGGACUUAACUUGCUCUCCACCACAGAAAUCCUUACCUGUUGCACUAGAAUCAGAGGAGGAAAAUGGAGAUGAGCUCAAAUCCAGCGCGGGUUCAGCUCCCAUCCUAGUCGUCAUGGUGAUCUUGUUAAACAUUGGAGUCGCCAUUUUGUUUAUUAACUUUUUCAUCUAAACCGAGACUGUCUUGUUUGCAAAACUCCAACCGGUUAAUAAUUAAUAAAAACAACAACCACACACAAAAAAAAACCCCGCCCCCAAGCGGUCUGAAAAUGGGGAUAAUGCUGCGAGGGACCCAACGGGAGAACGAUGUCGUCGUUUUGAACUGUCCCGCGACAACUUUCAAGUCUUUUCACAGAAGAUCCACCACCGAUUGAGUCUCACUCACAGUUUGCCUUUCUCCCCCCACCCCACCCCGUCCCCUUCCUAGGUAAUGUUUUUGGAUUUCAGCCCAAAAUUCUUUGCUUGCACAAUCCUUUUGCUGUGUGGCAUGGCAGAAUGGUAGCAGCAGCAUUCCCGCCCCUCCCAACACCAGACAGGACGGAAACCGUUCCUCCGAGUGGAUUUAGCCAGGUCUAGGAAAGUGGUUUCAUGUGAAUUGCCUCCAUCUUCAGACGUUUAAUUCACGGCAACCUUCGGAGCGAUGCGGCGGUCCUGGCAUUGCUUGGUGAUAUGCACGGUGGGGGGCCUUUGAGAAGAUCCCAGGGCGAUCCCGGUGUUCGCAUUGAGCUGGGAAAGUCUGCGUGGCCAAAACAGAGAACGGUCCGAGCAGAUGGCACUCAAGGAUGGUGAUGUGGAUGGUCGAGAACCAUUUCUUGAAUCAUUUAAACAGCCAUAUCCAGCACAAAAGUCUUAAGCCCUUCCCUCUCCUCAUCCAAAGUAUUUUUUUUCCCCCACCCAAUGAGUUAAAAACCAUUCGUUGUCCCAGGCGACAAUAGAAAAUUAUUUUAUUUAUUUGCAAAUUUUAUUGGCCAUCCGUCGUACCAAAGUUUUGCAUAAAGUCACCUGCAGGAUGCUGAGGCUCAGGUAAAAAUCCUGUAUCUAUAAACUGCACCGUCUUUUUUUU